This is a messenger RNA of Brassica napus (rape), 486 nucleotides long. Its product is annotated as mucin-7-like. The record is from RefSeq and is a predicted model, not a curated record. The coding region runs from base 1 to 486 and encodes 161 amino acids. NCBI's taxonomy places the organism in Eukaryota, Viridiplantae, Streptophyta, Magnoliopsida, Brassicales, Brassicaceae. The transcript has a single exon.
AUGGACCAGGUGAAUGAAGGUUUGUCUACUACGCCGUCUCCAACUGAUGCGUUCUCGGUUCCUCUCUCUUCGUCGUCUCCGCCUGUCCCUCCUCUAUGUACGGCUUCGGAUUGUUGUGACAGUUCGCCAUCAUCUCUGAUGCGUUCCUCGUCUCUGCCCAUACUUCCAUCAACGACUUGGGAAAGUUUUGAAGGUUUGGAGAUCUCUGAAACUAAGCCUCCUCCGGGAACUGACGUGAAAGAAACAAUGGAGAAAGCCUCUCUCGCUAUCACCAGUACUCUUUUGUCUGACACCACCACUCUUCUACCGUUGACCUCAUCUGCUCCAGUAAUGUCAUCUUACGAAACCUCUCUGCCCGUGGCUCCUACGUUGACCUCAGAAGCCGUUAUAGUUCAAUUACGUGACACUACUUCACCGUCUCUGGCUUCAGUUAUCUCCAUCAAUGCAAUAACCUCUAUUACUGUGAGCGAUGCUCCGACGUCUUAG